Messenger RNA from Acanthamoeba castellanii str. Neff, 549 nucleotides. Its product is annotated as Sel1 domain containing protein. NCBI's taxonomy places the organism in Eukaryota, Discosea, Longamoebia, Acanthamoebidae. The transcript has 3 exons. The record is from RefSeq and is a predicted model, not a curated record. The coding region runs from base 1 to 549 and encodes 182 amino acids. Gene Ontology annotation, molecular function: protein binding.
AUGUUUGCCUGGCUGAACAAGAUAGGAGGGGAGGGAGGAUUCUUGACCUUGUAUGCGGGCAGCUUGAUUGGUGGCCGUGGCAACGAAGAAGAAGAGAAGCAGAAGAGAUGGGAGAAGGAGGCCGAGCGCUUCUACUUUCGAGGGCGCCGGCUGAUAGCGGGCCACCGCUACUCGCAGCAAAGCAACCUUGCUCGAGACACGGCCAAGGGCAAGGACCUGCUGGCCCGUGCUGCCGAGAUGGGCCACUCUCUCGCCGCCGUAGACCUCAGCUGCUGCACCAAAGCCGCGGUGGAGAUAUACGAGGCCUUGGCGUCGGAGGACAACAUGUUGGCCCUGCGCAACCUGGCCAUCUGCUUCAUAUCUGGCCGCGGCGUGCGCAGGAAUGCCAAGAAAGGAUUUCAGAUGUUGCAGCAAGCGGCUGCGGGCGGGUGCGACAUGGCCAUCUACGACAUGGGCGUGUGUUACCGCAACGGCGACGGCGUCAAGCAGGACCUCAAGGAAGCCGUCAAAUUCUACAAGAAGGCAGCCGAACGCGGUAACAUCCUCUAA